GUGGUUACUACAGUCCCACUGUCAAGCCAGGCGUAGGUUAGUGUGCAACAGCCUGUUUCAGUGGCUAUGCAGCCGUUGCAGCAAGCCCCUGGGCCCAUGCAGCCUAUGCAGUGGAUGCCUAAGAUACCUUUGAUGAGUCCCAAGCCCUUCUCUGGUGAUAGGAAGAAGGAUGAGGACUUAGACACUUGGGUGAGGACUGUGCCUACUUAUGUGAGGCACAAGCUCACCAGGCCAAAGCAGAAAGUUGUAGUGGCUGCCUCCUUUUUAGAAGGGUCAGCAACUCGCUGGUUGAAUGGCUUAGUGCAGCCGCAGGGCUACGGUCAAAACUUCGAUGCCUGGGCACAGGCCCAGUCAUUGGAGGAGUUCGUACGGUCCGUGUAUAACAGGUGGCAUGACCCGCAAGGGGCUCAGAAGGCCACCGAUGCUAUCAACAAUCUUUGUUCCCGCAGAUUCAAGAAUGUUAGAGAGCUGACGAACACCGUAGAACAUUUACUCGUGGUACCUGGUGUGCGUUUUGACCAGCAGGUUCUCCUGACGGAUUACCUAAGGUGCCUACCUGCUGAGCACGCGAUGAAYAUGAUUUUUCAUGACUACUUAGACAAGUUUAUCGUCGUGUACCUCGACGAUAUUCUCAUCUUUAGUAGGACUGUAGAGGAGCACGUUGAGAACUUGAAAAAAGUGCUAGGUCUCCUAAGACAGCACCAGUACAAGGUUAACUUGGAGAAAUGUGAGUUUGGUCGCACCAAGAUCUUGUACCUGGGUCAUGAAAUCUCAGCUGAUGGAUUGAGGCCGGAUGAUGCCAAAGUGGUCAGCAUACGUGACUGGCCCAGACCUCAGACUGUUACUGAGGUCAGAUCGUUUUUGGGGAUGACGGGCUACUAUUGUCCGUUUGUGAAGAACUAUAGUACUAUAGCUUUCCCAUUGACAGAUCUAACUCGACUGGACACCCCUUGGGAGUGGACUGAAGAGUGUGAGGCGGCCUUUAGGAAACUGAAGUACGCCCUGACACACUAUGAGGUUCGUAAACUUCCUGAUCCUGAUAAGCCGUUUGUCGUGACCACAGACGCCAACCAAUAUGGCAUAGGCGCGGUCCUUGCGCAAAAGGAGGGGCCCAAGUUAAGACCUAUCGAGUACAUGAGCAAAAAUAUGUCAUCUCAGAAACUAGCUAAGUCCACUUAUGAGCGUGAGCUCUAUGCCCUGUACAAAGCGCUGGUACAUUCGAGACACUAUCUCCUUGGCAGAUUCUUCUAUGUGAGAUCUGACCAUGAGACCUUGCGCUGGAUCAAGACUCAGGAAGUACUCUCUGACGCACUCAAGCGCGGGAUACAAGUGAUAGACAUGUAUGACUAUCAACUUGAUCCAAUCAAGGGAGAGUGCAACAAAGUGGCGGAUGCGUUAUCUCGCCAGGCGGAUUAUCUGGGCGCACUAGUGACUGAGUUUGGCAUAUCUAGCGAUUUGACUCGAUCAUUGGUGGACGCCUAUCAGCAAGAUCCAGUUAUGUCUGAGAUCAUCCGUAGAUUCAAGGCAAAGGAUAAAAAGACUUUGGGCGGAUUUACGAUGGUAGACGGCUUGUUGUUUCUUGAAAAGGCAGGGAAUAAAAGACUGUGUGUUCCCAGUACUGAGUCUUUGCGUACUUUAUUUUUAGGAGAAUGCCAUGAUGCAACUGGUCAUUUUGGAUACAAGAAGACAUCAGCGAACUUAGUACAGAGAUUCCGGUGGCCCUCUACGAUGUUAGAUGCAAAAACCUGCCAGGUUUGUCAAAGGGACAAACCAAGAACCCAGGCACCGCUUGGGCUAAUCAAGCCCUUGCCGAUUCCUGAAGGACCAGGUCAGAGUGUGUCUAUGGAUUUUAUGGACACCCUUGUGACCAGCAGGUCUGGAAAGAGACACAUCUUCGUUAUAGUGGAUCGUUUUUCUAARUAUGCYRGACUAAUCGCUAUGCCUGAAAGUGCUAAAACUGGCCACGUCAUCAAACUGUUUAUGGAUAAUUGGGUACGUGAUUUCGGUUUGCCUACAUCUAUCGUUAGUGAUAGGGAUGUGAGAUUCACAAGUGAACUGUGGCAGUCAACCGCUGAACAGAUGGGCACAAAACUCCAAAUGACCUCAGGGAAUCACCCUGAGUCAAAUGGCCAGGCAGAACAGAUGAACCGAGUAGUACAACACCUGCUUAGACAUUAUAUUAAUCCAGGUCAGGAUGACUGGGACGAGAAGUUACCGCUCGUCGCCAGCCUGUACAACAACGCUGUGCAUAGUGCUACCGGUAUGACUCCCAACCAGUUACAUCUUGGUUGGAAGCCCAAAACUGCACUUGACUUUUUGCUACCAGAAAGACAACCCACUGCAGCACCUAGCAACAUAGAUUUUGCUGUCAAAUAUGAACAGAUGCUGCAGCAGGCCGUUGAACAUAUUAGGAAGCCUCAGGAUGCUAUGAUCGCAUCUGCAAAUAAGCAUAGACGGCCCUCUAACUUUCAGGUAGGUGAUAGAGUUUGCGUAAAGUCAUCUGAACUAGGUCAAGAGAUGGAAAUAUCCAGAAAAUUGAUGCCACAGUAUUUUGGGCCCUGGGAGAUCUUGGACAUUGUAAGGGAUCAACCAGAUGGGCCUUCAUACAUGAUCCGUAUUCCUACACACCUACGCACUUACCCUGUGUUCCAUGCUUCCAAGUUGGCACCUUUCGCUGCUACGGAGCAGUUUCCUUCAAGAAGAUCAAUGCUGCCCCCAACCAUGGACGGCGAGGUGGACAUCGAUCAGAUUGUGGAGCAUCGAAUGAUGCCUGUUCCUCGACCAUCAGGCAGAGGGCGCCCUCCUAAACCGAGAAGGCAGUAUCGUGUGAGCUUCAGACAUCACCUCGAUCCCAAUGAAGAUCGUUGGUUCACACGAGAGGAACUCAUGAGAACAGCACCUCAAGUGAUUGUAGGCUAUGAACGAGAACGAAAAGGAAAGAUGCCUGCAGAGUAAGAGACUUCUCAGAGGACUAACGAAGUAAAGGAGGAGGGAAUGC
Molecule: messenger RNA, 2998 nt
Organism: Chara braunii
Lineage: Eukaryota; Viridiplantae; Streptophyta; Charophyceae; Charales; Characeae
Source: the annotation of a GenBank genome assembly